Cryptococcus wingfieldii CBS 7118 is the source of this 849-nucleotide messenger RNA. RefSeq lists its product as hypothetical. The transcript is spliced from 2 exons. Gene Ontology annotation, molecular function: protein binding. Lineage: Eukaryota; Fungi; Basidiomycota; Tremellomycetes; Tremellales; Cryptococcaceae. The record is from RefSeq and is a predicted model, not a curated record. Bases 1 to 849 code for a protein of 282 amino acids.
AUGUUCAACUCCGCUAAGCAACAGUGUAACAAGCGCAAAGGCCCGAGUUACAUCGAUCUAACCUCCGACGGCUUGGACACCGACUCUUACGCCGAUCAGAAGAAGCCACCGCCCCGAAAGCUGGCAAAGUCAGCUUCGAUGUGGACAGACGAUUCGCACGAUGUCAAGCUCGUCAGUAGUGACGAAGAAGCGUUCUAUGUGCCUUCAUAUAUGCUCAAGGCCCAGAGUGCAGUCUUUCGGGACAUGCUCUCAAGCGAGCUGCUUGAUCCCUUCUUGUCAAGAUCGGACGGAAAUGCCAAAUUACCCCCUCAACGGCACCACCACGUCCUCGAGCUCAUAGAUGACGAGCUCGAAAACGCCGAAAACCUCACCAUCGUCCUCACCCUCCUCGACUCUCUCGACUAUACCCUCACCGACUUUGUAACCACUCACAAAUCCAAAACCCCCACCAUCAUGUGGUCCAUCCUCCUCUUUGCCAAGAAGUGGGACAUGCCCUUUCUCUGCUCCCGCCUGAGCGACUGGAUCUGCCAGCUCGCCGUCGAAUCCCACAAACCCCCUUACAACAAAUUCAGCCAAUUCGACUUUUUCAAGCUGGCAGCUUGUUCCGGUCUGCCGCAUGCGGCGUCGGUGGUGCUCUCGACGUGGUGGUGUCCGAAGGACAAGCCAGAAUGGACAGUGUGGGCGUUUACGGGAUGUAGGCCAUUGAACCCAGAGUUUUUGACGAGGAGGGAGUGGGUGGCGUUGCCGCCAGAGUAUAAGAGGGCAUUGCAGAGGUCGUUGACGUUGCAUCCCAGGGAUAGGCUGGCGAGGGCUAGGGAGUUUCAAGCGAUGGUCACGACGGACAUGUAG